CUGGCUAUGGUUUUGGCCUAAGCCUGAGUUCACAGCAAUUGUAUUAGGUUAGGUUAAUUAAGAGGGUUUUAUUUGAAGUUUUUAAUUGACAUUUUGCUUACAUGUAUGGUAGUAUAAGUGCAAAGAAUUAUACAUUUUAUUCUCACUAUUUAUUCAAUAAGGAUAGGUAUUAGCAAGUACAUUUCUUUCUACUUUGAUAAAUUUAAUGUUACGAUUUUUUUUUAAACUAGGCUCACAUAACUAGAAUCGGACAUCAAAUUAUUAGAUACCACAACUUAUUCUCUUGUAAUUAUUCCAGCCUAUAAUUUUCAUUUUUAAUGGAGAGAAAAAUUAAACUAAAGACACUAAAUGUUCAUAUAACAUGCAAAAUAUGCAGAGGCUACUUAGUUGAUGCUACAACUGUAACUGAAUGUCUUCAUACAUUUUGCAAAAGCUGUCUGGUUAAACAUCUGGAAGAGAAUAAUACCUGUCCAUCAUGCCAAAUCGUAAUUCACCAGUCACACCCCCUGCAGUAUAUAAGCUUCGACCGUACCAUGCAGGACAUUGUUUACAAAUUGGUGCCAGACCUUCAAGACAAUGAGAUCAAACGUGAGAGGGAAUUCUAUAGACUGAGAGGACUCCCUUGUCCAAAAGAUAUUCCGCCCAAUGCUGGAGAUGCUGAAGAGGAGAAACCAGUAGCAGACCAAGUGGCAGAGGUAGACUGUCAUCGUAUGGAUGAGCAGGUCAACAUCGGUUUGGAGUGUAUGGUUGCAAAUCUGAAAACUCUGAAGAGGAAGUUCGUCAGGGUUUCGUCUCAAGCAACCAUUACGCACUUGAAAAAAUUCAUUGCGAAAAAGGUUUUGGAUGGAAUGGACAAAUACAAAGAUAUUGACAUUUUGUGCAACAACGAGUUACUGGGAAAGGAUCACACUCUCAAGUUUGUCUACGUUACAAGAUGGAGGUUUCAGGAACCUCCCCUCCGACUGCAGUACAGGCCUAAGUUAGACUUGUGAGCUGACGCUAGGACUCAAGUGUUUCUUCUUUGUCUGUGCUCUGAAACCGUGAUAAUAGGUUAAUUUUAAUGUAAUGUAAAUUGUUUACGGGUUUCCUCAAUGGUUAACUUUAGGUGUAAGAAUUGAAUAUGUUUGAUUACAGAACAUAGAGAGUUGUUUAAAACAUUUUAUUAUGUACAUAUUUUAUAUUUGUAAUUUUGUAAGUGAAAUCAAUGUUUGUAAAGUCAAAUUGUUUGAGAGUGUGAGCAAAUUGUUUUGCAGAUUGUGAGAUGAUAUAUUUGGACAACUGAAUAAUAAAUGAUAAAAUUAAUUAUAAAGUAA
Homalodisca vitripennis (glassy-winged sharpshooter) is the source of this 1313-nucleotide messenger RNA. RefSeq names its product polycomb group RING finger protein 3 (gene l(3)73Ah). The record is from RefSeq and is a predicted model, not a curated record. Gene Ontology annotation, biological process: regulation of transcription by RNA polymerase II. The transcript is spliced from 5 exons. NCBI's taxonomy places the organism in Eukaryota, Metazoa, Arthropoda, Insecta, Hemiptera, Cicadellidae. Bases 318 to 992 code for a protein of 224 amino acids. Gene Ontology annotation, cellular component: PRC1 complex.